AUGACCAUCCAGCCAACCCCAGGUAACUAUGUUGUCUGCUCCAUGGCUGAAUUUGAGUCUCUUAUUCCAAUCAUACCAACUCGGUUGAAAUCAAAUUCUCCGGUUCUCGAAAAGGCUCGCAAAUCUGCCUGCUUCGCUAUCGAUGCGGAUUCUCUUCUGUUUGACAUAAAUGCACGAAAAACUAAUAAUCAAUGCCAAUUAACCAAGAAUGAGUCGAUUUGCCUUCUCAAAAAACACCUGCUUGCAGACUGGAGUGACAUUGUGAGUGCAUCUAAGCCUUCUGGAUUUUUGCAUUGUGGAGUUUCACAGAACGCAUAA
Protopolystoma xenopodis is the source of this 318-nucleotide messenger RNA. NCBI's taxonomy places the organism in Eukaryota, Metazoa, Platyhelminthes, Monogenea, Polystomatidea, Polystomatidae. The record is from the annotation of a GenBank genome assembly.